Molecule: messenger RNA, 833 nt
Organism: Polychytrium aggregatum
Lineage: Eukaryota; Fungi; Chytridiomycota; Chytridiomycetes; Polychytriales
Exons: 5
Coding region: 96-602 (168 amino acids)
Cellular component (GO): cilium
Source: RefSeq, a predicted model, not a curated record
CCAUGGCUAUCCGGCGCCUUGAUGUGUGUUGGAGCGAAUCUCGCCCUUGAGCUCGCGCAGAGACCCUUGCGAUACCAGCGAUACCAGCGACAGCGAUGCGGAAGCUCACCGAGAACCUGCACAGCAUCCGCAUCCUCACAUGCGUGCAGCUCUUGCUGCUGCUGGCGGACCUGAUCCUGACGCUGUUCGCCGAAUACUUGCGGCAUUCGUUUUACUACGUGACCGGGCUGUAUCUCUUCCAGUUCCUGACCAUGAGCCUCAAUCUUAUUCUGCUGCUUGUUCGAUUCACAUACUCAUACGCCUUUCGCGCCGGCGUCGUCCGGAUCAUGAUCAACGAGUUCUCGGGCUGCAUCUGGAUAUCGGGUGUCUACAUGACCGCGUUUGUUGUUUGUCGCAUCUACGGACUGGUGCUGCUGCCCCGAUACACCAACCUCAGUCCGGCGCUGGUCCAGGACUUUUGGGACCCAGGAUAUCUGGCAGUCUAUGUCAUUUUCAGACUUGUCUCGAUUGCGUACUACUAUGCAUUCAAAUCGGCCAUCUUGAAGAUUUGCCAUCCAAAGUAUUACAGCGAGGCCAUUUUGAAACGGGACACCAUGUUUUGAGCCAGGGCGAUUGCCCCUUUCUGCUUCGAUGAGGCAUUCAUUCCCAAAGGCAGCCCUCCCCCUCCCACCGUGCCGGUCUCGAUGGACACGCUGUUUGGUCAUUGUGGAUGGGGUUGUGUAUUCAAGAUCCAGAAGAAAGUGGCACACACAGGGACUCAAAUCGGGCGGCCCCCCUUUCGUUUGGGUGUGCUGCUAAUCAACUGCAUACCACCACCAGCCGCAACGAUGACA